Messenger RNA from Ilex paraguariensis (yerba mate), 1096 nucleotides. The record is from the annotation of a GenBank genome assembly. NCBI's taxonomy places the organism in Eukaryota, Viridiplantae, Streptophyta, Magnoliopsida, Aquifoliales, Aquifoliaceae.
GUCGGGUGUUCAUGUAGUUUACGUAGCAGCAUUCUCUUUUGAUAGAGAUACAUGUUUUUAAUUUUCAUUAGUCUAUUUUUUCAGGUGAUAUACAUCUAAGGCCAGUCAAAAUAACACAAGUUUUUAUGUUCAUUUUCUUGAACAAUAUUUCUACACAGAAUAUGAGGUUUCUUGUAUGUGAUCCUUAAAGGCAGAUUGGCUCUUGUACUUCUAACUUUUCCAGGCCCAGGGAGCUAGUUUUUAAGGCUCUGUAAAUUUUCUUUCCUGUAAUUGUUGGGAGAAGCUCUUUACUGGUUAAAAUAGAAGAGGAGGUUCUUGGGAAAAGACAGUCUUUUUAGUUAGGUGUUAACAUAAAAUGUGGACUGAACUUUCUGGGAAAAAAAUAGUAUGUUGACUGUUGCCUCUGGCUCAACCAUAAGAAUAUGUGCUUAAGCAUAGGCUCGUUCAUCUAACACACCAAAAAAAAAAAGAAAAUGGCCCUUUUGACCGAAGAAUGGACUCAAGGAGAGACUUUGUGAAGCUGCAAUUAAUAAUGAUCAAAAUGAAAGAUAAGUCACUCUAGUGCCUUGACUGGGAGCAUCAAUACGAUUGUACUUUCUGUGGAGCCGCUUGACUUGCCAUAUCGAUUGUUUAUUGAUAUAUCCUUAAAAUGAAUAAUCUACUAUCUAUCAGAACUUUUCACCUUCUGUGUAAUGUAGCUGACGUGCUGUGUAUGUCUUCCAGACCUGGUUCAUUUGAUCUAACAGGACAUUCGUGCGAACCGCAUGAGGCUGGAGGAUUUCUUCCGGUCAAGAAAUCCCAAGAUGCUGCAGGUGGUGCUCUCUUUCACAUGCUGAAGAAAGCCCCACCUCUACGCCGUGACUUAUCUGAUUCGACAAACUUGUUACCAAGCUUCAAGCCUGAAACCUUGAAUAAUCGGACCCAGGAGCCUAAUCGGAUUCCUGAGGAACCAGGGAUUAAGCAAGCGGCUUCUGUAAGCAUCUCAUCUUCUGGGCUUCUUGCAUCAAAGACAACAGCUGAUGCGUUAGAAGAGCUUCAGGGUUACCGAGAGAUGAAAGACUUGUUGCUUAGACAAGCUGGAAAGCCCCAGAAAUAG